Varroa destructor (honeybee mite) is the source of this 976-nucleotide messenger RNA. RefSeq names its product putative histone H1.6. Gene Ontology annotation, biological process: negative regulation of DNA recombination; nucleosome assembly; chromosome condensation. Gene Ontology annotation, molecular function: nucleosomal DNA binding; double-stranded DNA binding; structural constituent of chromatin. NCBI's taxonomy places the organism in Eukaryota, Metazoa, Arthropoda, Arachnida, Mesostigmata, Varroidae. Gene Ontology annotation, cellular component: nucleus; nucleosome. The record is from RefSeq and is a predicted model, not a curated record.
CAUUCGUCGCGCAGAGCUUGUCUCGUACAGAUCACAUAACACUUAAGCUUCUCGUUUCGCGAUUUUACUUUAACCUGUUGAACAUGUCUGAGGACGCUGCUGCUCCCGCACCGGCUGUGGCCACUCCUGAAAAGAAAGCUGCACCCAAAAAAGUAAAGAAACCAGCAGGUGAAAGAAAACCCAAGGGCGAAAAGAAGCCAGCUGCCCAUCCCAAAUACAACGAGAUGAUCCAAAAAGCUAUCCUUGCUCUGAAGGAACGCUCUGGCUCCUCCCGCCAGGCCAUUCAGAAGUACAUCAUCGCAAACUUCAACGUUGGUAAGGACGAGAAAUCGAUCUCGACGCGCCUCCGCCUGGCCCUCAAGCGUGGCGUUGCCUCUGGUGCUCUGAAGCAGGUCAAGGGAACUGGCGCCUCCGGCUCUUUUCGCGUUACUGAGAAGGCUAAGGCUGCUGAAAAGAAAGCCAAAAAGCCGGCUAAAAAGCCUGCAGUAAAGAAGGCCGCUGGGGAGAAAAAAGUCAAGACUCCCAAGAAAGCUGGGGUUAAGAAGCCCGCUGCCAAAAAGGCCACCGGCGAGAAGAAGGUCAAGACUCCCAAGAAGGCCGGUGCCCCCAAGCCCAAGAAGGCCACCACUCCCAAAAAGCCUAAGGCCACCACCCCCAAAAAGCCCAAGGCCGCUGCUAAGCCCAAGGCCGCCGCCAAGCCCAAGGCCAAGAAACCCGCGGCCGCGAAGAAGGCAGCUGCGCCCAAGAAAGCCUAAAAUUUCUUAACACCAGAUGGAAUCCGACUAUAAGACAGAAGCGAUCGAAGAGCAUCACUCGAAUGAUCUCACGACACAAUAAGCGUCCAUUUCACCUGUCAGCUUUCAUCUUCAUCCUCAUACGAUCAUCAAUCUUCAUCGAUCAACCCAUCACCGCAUCCAAUCAUGUGACUUUUGUAAAGUAAAAAUGACAACAUGUUGCUCAUCUAUGCCAGGUUAGA